UACAACAAAACAAGAGUCAAGGGACCCCGCGGCCAAACCUUUACACACGCGCCGCAAAGUUUGUCAACACGGCUGCGGGGCGCGGGGCAGGGGCGGGGCGGCCACAGAACUACAAGAAGAUAUAAGUGCCUCGUGUUGCUGUGUGAGGCUGUGGGUGAGGUGCGGUGUGAGGUGGCGGCAACAGCACGACCGCCACCAACAACAACAUGGCUGGGUUUGGCUUGGAGGAGAUUGGCAUCCCUGGAGGGGUGUACUUGAAGGAGUCCCUCACCCAGUGCACGGACCCACUCAAGGCCAUCGAGGAGUUCCAGGUUGAGAAUGGCAUCCUUCUGCCCUCACUGCGGCCGAUGCUCCACCUGCUGGAUCUCCACGGGGUCAAGCGCCUCGACUUCCACAACUCCAUCAUGGAGGAGCUAAGAGACAAGCUUAUCUCACAAAUCAGUGAGCUUGGUAAGAGAGAAGGAAGAGAAAGGGACCGUAAGCUGAAGGAGCUGCUGACCAAGAGCUUCCCCGUCAUCAAGAUCAAGGCACUGCGGCCCGUCGUGAUGUGUAUCCUCAAGCACAUGUCACACGUCGAGGACAAGUACCUCAAGAUCCUGGUGAGGGAUAGGGAGCUCUACGAGGCGUGUGACACCGAGGUGAAGCGUCAGAUCUGGAAGGAUUCCCAGGCACUCUUUGGAGACGAGGUUUCUCCGCUCCUCACGGGCUACAUCACCAGCAAGGAGGACACACUCUUCAACGUGGAGAACCUCAACAACCUCUUCUUCAGCCCCUCCCCAAAGGCAAGGCGACAGGGUGAGAUGGUGCAGAAGCUGGUGCACAUGAUCGGCAAGAACGUGAAGCUGUACGACAUGGUGCUCCAGUUCCUCCGGACACUGUUCCUGCGGACACGUUUCAUCCACUACUGCUCCCUGCGUGCUGAGCUGCUGAUGGCUCUGCAUGACAAGGAGGUGCAUGACAUCAUCGCCGUCGACCCCUGCCACAAGUUCACCUGGUGCCUUGACGCCUGUAUCAGGGAGGGGAAGGUGGAUGCCAAGAGGUCUCGAGAGCUCCAAGGGUUCCUGGACAGCAUACGAAGGGGACAAGAGCAGGUGCUGGGAGACCUGUCCAUGAUCCUGUGUGAUCCGUAUGCUAUCAACUUCCUGGCCAACUCAGUGGUCCGGCUACUGCAGCACCUCAUGAAUAAUGAGGCCAUGCCGAGGGAUAACUCAGUGUUGGUACUGAUGCUGAGAAUGUUGGCACUGGGGCUGCACAGCUGGGACAUGAUUGAGAGCCAGCUUUUCCGGGAGCCUAAGCUGGACCCACAGAUUGUGACCAAGUUCCUGCCUGCUCUUGUCUCCCUCAUGGUGGAUGAUGACGUGCGGCGCCUCAACGCUCGGCUGCCCCUGGACGAGAGGGAAUCUGCCAUCACUAUCAUUGAACACUCAGGUCCUCCACCGGAUGCCUACCAAGCCUACCUUCAGGAGAGCAGCGUGGCGUGCAUCCUGGCCAUGUACUACACCCUCCACACAGCCACACGCAAGGACAAGACAGCGCUCAUGAGAGUACUUGGGACACUCGCCACUUGCCACCAGGACCGUGCCUUCCAAGACACAUUCCUACACUCCCUGGUGGCUGCCUUAAUUCCCAUGGCUGAGGACUUUGCAACAGAGGAUUUCUGCACGGUGGUGUUUGACGAGUUCUUCUUUACAAACAUCAACCGAGAGAAUGUGAUGCGGCAUGUGAUCAAGCUGGUGUGGUACAUCCACCCAAAGUUGCCGCCGGCCCGCCUGGACACCCUGCAAAAGGCACUACAGCCUGGCCCUCACCAGGGUGAGGCCAUCCAGGGCCUGUACGAGAAAUUCCAGGCCAGACUUCGGGAGUUCCAGGAUGUUCAGAACCAGCCCACGCCAAUGACCGAGAUGGACUCCCCACUCAUGGCUGUGCCCACUCCUGCCCCCAUACAGUAGUCUCCCUCCACCCCCUCUCCCUCUUUCUCUCUCUGUUCACUUAUUUUCUGCACCUCAGAUAACAAAUUAUAACAAAGCCCUGGACGUACAUGCCAGUGUAGGCAUGUGAAGUCCUUAAACCUAAAAUUUAUGUAAAAAAAAAAGUACAUUUUCUUUAC
Eriocheir sinensis (Chinese mitten crab) is the source of this 2107-nucleotide messenger RNA. RefSeq names its product negative elongation factor B-like (gene NELF-B). Lineage: Eukaryota; Metazoa; Arthropoda; Malacostraca; Decapoda; Varunidae. Gene Ontology annotation, biological process: negative regulation of transcription elongation by RNA polymerase II. The record is from RefSeq and is a predicted model, not a curated record. Gene Ontology annotation, cellular component: NELF complex; nucleus. The transcript is spliced from 12 exons. Bases 207 to 1949 code for a protein of 580 amino acids.